CUGGAGCAGAGGCUGCCGGGAAGGCGGCAUGGCCCAAUAGCGGUGUGCGGCCUGCGCCUCGCGGGAUGGUGGCGGCGGCCGAGAAUUAUGGACCCGACCUUAUUGAGAGAGCGAGAGCUGUUCAAAAAGCGUGCCCUCUCCACACCGGUGGUAGAGAAACGUCCACCGCCGUCUUCAGACUCCUCUUCCUCAAAAAAGAAGAAAGCUAAGGUAGAACAAAGUGGCUCCUCAAGCUCGAAACAAAACACAGAUCACAGCAAUGGAUCAUUCAACUUCAAGUCCCUUUCAGGAGGCUCUGGCUACAAGUUUGGAGUUCUUGCUAAAAUAGUGAAUUACAUGAAGACUCGGCACCAGCGUGGUGACACACAUCCAUUAACCUUAGAAGAGAUUUUGGAUGAAACACAGCAUUUAGAUAUUGGACUGAAACAGAAGCAAUGGUUAAUGAGUGAGGCUCUAGUCAACAAUCCAAAAAUAGAAGUUGUAGAUGGGAAGUAUGCUUUCAAACCCAAGUACAACUUGAAAGAUAAAAAGGCUCUGCUCAGGCUCUUGGACAAGCAUGACCAGCGAGGGCUGGGAGGAAUCCUUUUGGAAGAUAUCGAGGAAGGGCUACCCAAUGCACAGAAAGCUAUAAAGGCUUUAGGGGACCAGAUAAUUUUUGUUAAUCGCCCUGAUAAGAAGAAAAUUCUUUUCUACAAUGACAAGAGCUGUCAGUUCACUGUGGAUGAAGAGUUUCAGAAGCUGUGGAGGAGCAUUCCUGUGGAUUCUAUGGAUGAGGAGAAGAUUGAAGAGUACCUGAAACGACAGGGUAUUUCUUCCAUGCAAGAAACUGGACCAAAGAAAAUAGCUCCUAUUCAGAGGAGGAAGAAACCCGCUUCUCAGAAGAAACGUCGGUUUAAGAGUCACAAUGAUCACUUGGCUGGAGUAUUAAAAGAUUACUCUGAUGUCGUUCCCGGCAAGCAGUGACCAGUUGAAAUCUGGAGUAAACAUGCAUUUUUAAUAUAUCAGGAUUUUGCCACUUGGGUUCAGUGUCUGCUUGCAGAAAGACUGACUGUAUAUAGUAAUGUGAUGUGUUUCCCCCACCCCAGCAACUGCCCAGGUGAAACAGGUCGGUUUAAGAGCAAGUAUGAACUACUAAGUUUAGAGUUUAAUUUAAUUACCUAAUGGGAAAUGUGUCUUUAAGUACGAGGUUCUCACUAGUUGCCUUUUGGCAUAGUGGUAAAUGUUGCUCAGCAUGUAAUGCAGGAGUUCCUGUUCAGUGCUUAACUCUGCUUUUACAUUGCUUAAUGGGUAUUUACCUGGAAUUACUUACAAGGGGCUUUCUGGUAGGAUUGAAUACAACAUUUGUUUUACCUAUUUCAGGAAAACCUUUUCCUAAAGUCACUUCAGGCAGGUUUCUGUCAUAGCCAAAUACACCCCUGGUUUGUAGGCUUCUUUCUUGCCAUGAGACUGAGCUUUACUGAGAAUAGGUGAUAUCUGAGGCUCAAAGUCAGGAAAAAAAAAAAAGACAAAAACCCUCUCCCAAAGUCCCAGCAGGCUGCAGGAUGGCAAUGCAGCUGCAGCUUCCUAACGCUAAUCAGAGAUUGCCCUUGGUGAUUUUUCAGCACUGUAGGGGAUGCACAUGUGUUGCACAGUUCUACUCUAUGGGCAGGAGGGAGAUAAAAUGAUAGUGUAAUGCUGAAGCAAUUUCUUUUUGUUUGUUUUUCAGUAAUAAACUUAAUGCUGAUUUCCAGUUUUCCAUCCUUAAACAAUGAGAGAAUCAA
Molecule: messenger RNA, 1760 nt
Organism: Melopsittacus undulatus (budgerigar)
Lineage: Eukaryota; Metazoa; Chordata; Aves; Psittaciformes; Psittaculidae
Gene: GTF2E2
Product: general transcription factor IIE subunit 2
Exons: 8
Coding region: 88-963 (291 amino acids)
Biological process (GO): transcription initiation at RNA polymerase II promoter
Cellular component (GO): transcription factor TFIIE complex
Molecular function (GO): TFIIH-class transcription factor complex binding
Source: RefSeq, a predicted model, not a curated record